This is a messenger RNA of Odocoileus virginianus texanus, 2791 nucleotides long. The record is from RefSeq and is a predicted model, not a curated record. Lineage: Eukaryota; Metazoa; Chordata; Mammalia; Artiodactyla; Cervidae.
GCAGCAGAAGAAUGAAGUGUCGGGAAGAGACCGGCUUGUCUCAGUUCAAAUCGGUCUGCAGGCCCCUUAAAUGAGCGGUGGUCUCCCCAAAGAAAGAACUCUCAGCCACCAAGAAAGACCGUGUGAAUCAUUGUCUGACAAUAUGUGAAAACAUAGUGGCACAGUCUCUCAGAAAUUCUCCAGAAUUUCAGAAACUUCUGGGCAUCGCUAUGGAACUUUUUCUGCUGUGCAGUGAUGAUGCGGAGUCAGAUGUCAGGAUGGUGGCUGACGAAUGCCUCAACAAAGUCAUAAAAGCUUUGAUGGAUUCCAAUCUUCCAAGGUUGCAGCUAGAACUCUAUAAGGAAAUUAAAAAGAACGGCGCCCCUCGGAGCCUGCGCGCUGCCCUGUGGAGGUUUGCCGAGCUGGCUCACCUGGUCCGGCCUCAGAAGUGCAGGCCGUACUUGGUGAACCUGUUGCCUUGCCUGACGCGCACGAGCAAGAGACCCGAGGAAUCUGUUCAGGAGACGUUGGCUGCAGCGAUCCCUAAAAUUAUGGCUUCUUUUGGCAACUUUGCGAACGACAAUGAGAUUAAGGUUCUGUUGAAGGCGUUCAUCGCGAACCUGAAGUCCAGCUCCCCGACCGUGCGGCGGACGGCGGCGGGCUCGGCGGUCAGCAUCUGCCAGCACUCCAGGAGGACGCAGUACUUCUACAGCUGGCUGCUCAGCGUGCUCCUAGGUUUGCUGGUCCCCGUGGAGGGGGAGCACCCCACCCUCCUGAUUCUCGGCGUCCUGCUCGCGCUGAGAUACUUGGUGCCCCUGCUGCAGCAGCAGGUCAAGGACACGAGCCUGAAAGGCAGCUUCGGGGUGACGCGGAAAGAGAUGGAGGUCUCUCCCUCGACGGAGCAGCUCGUCCAGGUGUACGAGCUGACUUUGCACUACACCCAACACCAGGACCACAACGUUGUGACUGGGGCCUUGGAACUGCUGCAGCAGCUCCUCCGAACCCCGCCGCCCGAGCUCCUGCGCGUCCUGACCACGGCGGGCGGCGUCCGGCAGCUCGCUGCCGCCAAGGAUGAGCCCGGGGGCCGCAGUCGGAGCGGGAGCAUCGUGGAGCUGAUAGCUGGAGGGGGUUCUUCAUGCAGCCCUGUCCUUUCAAGAAAACAAAAAGGGAAAGUGCUCUUCGGAGAAGCGGCACCCCUGGAGGACGGCUCAGAGUCCAGGUCGGAGGGCAGCAGCCCCGCCUUCUCAGCCUCAGUCAAGGGUGAGGUCGGAGGUGAGCUGGCUGCCUCUUCCGGGGUCUCCACCCCCGGCUCCACCAGCUCAGCGGCCGACUCUGUGGGUCACGACAUUAUCACCGAGCAGCCCCGGUCGCAGCACACGCUUCAGACGGACUCGGUGGAUCUGGCUGCCUGUGACUUGGCGAGCACCGCCACCGACGGGGACGAGGAGGACAUCCUGAGCCACAGCUCCAGCCAGAUGAGCGCUGUCCCUUCCGACCCCGCCAUGGACCUGAACGAUGGGACCCAGGCCUCCUCGCCCAUCAGCGACAGCUCCCAGACCACCACCGAGGGGCCCGAUUCAGCCGUGACCCCUUCCGACAGUUCUGAAAUUGUGUUAGAUGGCACCGACAGCCAGUACCCAGGGAUGCAGGUGGGGCCGAUGCAGGACGAGGAUGAGGACGCUGCUGCCGUUCUUCCUGACGAAGACACGGAGGCUUUCAGAAACUCUUCCAUCGCCCUUCAACAAGCACAUUUGUUGGAGAGCGUGGGCCACGGCAGGCAGGCCUCUGGCAGCAGUGUGGGUACAUUUGUCUCACGAGAGGAAGCUGCCGAACCAGGGGAUCCGGAGAGCAAGCCCUGCCGGAUCAAAGGCGACAUUGGCCAGUCCACUGAUGAGGACUCCGCCCCUCUUGUCCAUUGUGUCCGCCUUCUGUCUGCUUCAUUUUUACUCACAGGGGAAAGAAACGCCUUGGUUCCAGACAGGGACGUGCGGGUCAGCGUGAAGGCCCUGGCCCUCAGCUGCGUUGGAGCCGCCGUGGCCCUUCAUCCUGAAUCUUUUUUCGGCAAACUCUACAGAGCACCGCUGGACACCAUGGAGUACCCUGAGGAGCAGUACGUGUCGGACGUCUUGAACUACAUCGAGCACGGGGACCCGCAGGUCCGAGGAGCCACAGCCAUCCUCUGCGGGACGCUCAUCUGCUCCGUCCUCCGCAGGUGCCGCUUCCACGUGGCGGCCUGGAUGGGCGCCGUCAGAGCCCGGACAGGAAAUGCGUUUUCCCUGGCGGACUGCAUCCCCCUGCUGCAGAAGGCUUUGAAGGACGAAUCCUCGGUGACCUGCAAGUUGGCUUGUGCAGCUGUGAGGCUCUGCGUCGUGAGCCUCUGCAGCAGCAGCUACAGUGCGUGGGGGCUGCAGCUCAUCACCGACUUGCUGGCCCUGCGGAGCAGCGCCUACUGGCUGGUGAGGACGGAGCUUCUGGAGACCGUGGCAGAGAUCGACUUCAGGUUGGUGAGCUUUCUGGAGGCCAAAGCAGAAACGCUGCACAGAGGGGCCCAUCACUACACAGGGCUUUUAAAACUGCAAGAGCGGGUGCUCAAUAAUGUUGUCAUCUAUCUGCUUGGAGAUGAAGACCCCAGGGUGCGGCAUGUUGCUGCCGCUUCGUUGAUGAGGCUCGUCCCAAAGCUGUUUUACAAGUGUGACCAAGGACAGGCUGACCCCGUGGUGGCCGUGGCGAGAGACCAGAGCAGCGUGUAUCUGACGCUCCUCAUGCACGAGACGCAGCCUCCGUCCCACUUCUCCGUCAGCACCGUAACCAG